UAAACGCCAAUCCUAAGGACGACGACGCGAAUCCAAUCAGUAACCGAAACAUAACCAACCAUGACAACCCAGCGCCUCCUCCUCCUCCUCCUCUUCUCAUCCGCAUUCUUCUUCCUCCAUCCAUCCUCUGUCGCCGGAGAAUCCUACGCCCGCGGUCCCGCCGACUCUCCCCUCAACUCCACCGAUUACAUCCGCACGAGCUGCGGCACCACUCUCUAUCCUGACGUCUGCUACUCCUCCCUCUCUCGCUACGCCAAUGCCGUCCAGCAGAAUCCCGGCCAGCUUGCUCGAGUCGCCAUCGCCCUCAGCCUCUCCAAGGCUCACCGAAUGGCCUCCUACAUCUCCAACCUCACUCGCGAUGCCGAAUACGAAGCCAACUCUCGCGCCUCCUCCGCCCUCCAUGACUGCUUCAGCAACGUCGGAGACGCCGUCGACGAAAUCCGCGGCUCUCUCAAGCAGAUGCGGCAGAUUGGGGCCGCCGGCUCCGGCGAGGAGUCGUUCAGGUUCCAGAUGAGUAACGUGCAGACGUGGAUGAGCGCGGCGCUGACGGACGAGGAGACGUGUACGGACGGCUUCGAGGACGUACCGGACAGUCCGGUGAAGGCAGACGUGUGCGAUAAGGUCACGGACUUGAAGAAGUUCACCAGUAACGCCUUAGCGCUGGUAAAUAAUUACGCUAACACGGGAACGCCUUGAAAACGUCGACACAGCCAGAUUUGGCUUCUUCUGUGAGUGAUUAAAAUAGAGGUUACUGCGUCAGUCAAAUGGACUGUUGUGAAUGUGAAUCCUCCUUGUACGUAUAUUUUGGUCUUUCUGUAGCUUUUUCUUUACUAAAACCGAAAAAAUUAAAAUGAAGUGUGUUUGUGUUUGUUAGCCUUUUGGUGGAAUCUGAUCAGAAUAGAAAAUGUGAAAAACAGAAACUCGCUAAAACCAAUAGAAAUAGGGAAAUGGAAAUGCUUGCUUCGAUUC
This is a messenger RNA of Neltuma alba, 969 nucleotides long. Its product is annotated as 21 kDa protein-like. Gene Ontology annotation, biological process: negative regulation of catalytic activity. Gene Ontology annotation, molecular function: enzyme inhibitor activity. The transcript has a single exon. Lineage: Eukaryota; Viridiplantae; Streptophyta; Magnoliopsida; Fabales; Fabaceae. The coding region runs from base 61 to 696 and encodes 211 amino acids. The record is from RefSeq and is a predicted model, not a curated record.